Molecule: messenger RNA, 2718 nt
Organism: Clonostachys rhizophaga
Lineage: Eukaryota; Fungi; Ascomycota; Sordariomycetes; Hypocreales; Bionectriaceae
Source: the annotation of a GenBank genome assembly
AUGGAUCAACAGAGCGAAUCCCAGAAGGAGGUUGAGCUACGCCGAAAGCGUGCUCGUGACCGCAAGGCACAGCAGGCAAUGCGUGACCGAACCAAGUGGACGAUAAACUCUCUUAGCGAACAAGUUUCCGUCCUCACGGCCACCAUAGAUGAGCGAUCGUGUGAGCUUCACUCUCUCAGACUGACAGUCAGCCAGCUGGAAGCCGACAAUGCACACCUUCGCACACAAAAUGCCGCUCUGCAACUAAGUCUCCUAGGCCGUGUUGUAGACGGGAACGAGACUUCGACAAUCUCAUCGGGUCUUAGCCCUAUCACAGACGACAUUUUGCAGGAUUUCAUCAACCAAACACGCACAACAGGGCUAGCCAGCACCCCGCUAGCUAUUGAAGAUCAAAAUUCGACAUCUACAUGGAAACCAAACCUGUGCAGUCUACUUGACAGGAACCAUCGCCCAGAUGACAAGAUCAGUAAUGUGGUAGCUGGCAUCGUCAAUGCGUACACAGAAAUUGAAGACCUACCCAGACAGGUGGCUGUCUUUGUCAACCUUGCCCAUCUCCUCAACUGGAUGGUUCUUUUGGACCGAGAUAGUUGGGAGUUGCUUCCAGACUGGCUCAGGCCAGUGCCUAUCCAGGUGGCCAGUCCGCACGCCGCCUGGAUUGACCGUAUUCCCUGGCCUCGUGCGCGAGAGUACUUGAUCAUUCAUCCAGAAAUUACGUUGGAUGACUUUGUCGUUCCUUAUAGCAGCAGUUUUAGCUUGAAUUGGCCCUACGACCCUACGUCAGUUCUUUUACCUCCGGUGACGAGGGAUGACGAGAUUACGGAGAUCACCUACAAUAUGCCAUUGGAAACAGAAGGCCGCCCAAUACGUAUUGGAGGCGCCUCUGGCGGCUUCACGGACCGUGUUGCAGCCAUCUCACGAUUGGCUUCUGAUCCCGAAGUUGACGCAAUUGUUGGUGACUGGCUCUCCGAAAAUGUCAUGACAGGAUAUGGUGCUGGCAAGGCGAAGAAGAAGCCACAAGCCGGUCUCUCAUUCGAGGAGAGAAAGCAGAGCGCCAUGUACGCCAGCACAUUUUUACAAUGUUUUGAGCCUGCCAUUUCUCAUCUAGCAAAGAACAACACGAAGCUGGCCGUCAAUGCUGGCGCCAGCGAUACCGAGCUGCUCGCUGAGGUUGUCAAAGACAUGGUCGAGAAAGCAGGAUACUCGAUGAAAGUUGCCUGGGUAGAGGGUGACGAUAUCACCGUACCAUUCCAGCAGAUGGUUGCAGAUGGCCACACAUUUCAUAGCCUGACUGAUGGAAAGACUUUGGACGAAUGGGGACACAAACCGCUAUGCGCACAAGCCUACUUGGGAAGCUUUGGAAUAGCCGAAGCCCUACGAAGGGGAGCCGAUAUUGUCAUUUGUGGGAGAGUCUCGGAUGCAGCGCCAACUAUUGGUCUCGCCGCUUGGUGGCACAACUGGGGGCCAGCCCAGCUUGACGAACUGGCCGGCGCUCUGAUUGCUGGCCACAUCAUUGAGUGUUCUGCCUUUGCCACAGGCGGGUAUUACAGCAGAUUUAAGGAUUUGAUGAAAUCUCGUUCACACAUUAACCUAGGUUUCCCUAUUGCUGAAGUGUUCCACACCGGAGAGUGUAGAAUUACCAAAGAAAAGAACACAAACGGCGUGGUCAACAUAGAAACCGUUAUAUCACAACUGGUAUAUGAAAUUUCAGGACCGCUAUACUUCAAUUCCGAUGUAGUGGCCAAUAUUCAUGACAUUCGAGUAGAACAAGUAUCAAGUGAUCUCGUUCACGUUUCCGGGGUGAAAGGUUUACCACCGCCUCCAACCACCCGCUGUGGUGUGACCGCUCAUGGUGGCUAUCAAGCUGAGUGGCACUUUUACCUCGUCGGUUUAGACAUCGAGGAGAAAUGCCAAUGGAUGGAGGAACAGGCAAGGCAUGCCAUUGGUGACGAAAUCAUGAGCCAGUUCACAAUGCUCAAGUUUCAUGUCCACGGCACCAGCCCACCAGACCCUCAGAAUCAGGAGAUUGCUACGGUUGAUUUUCGAAUCUUUGCUCAAGGGCCUACUUCAGACCUGUUUGACGGUACAAAGCCGGACGGCUUCGCUCGGAAGUUAUAUGAGACUGUCCUGCAAUCAUGUCCAGGGGUCUCACGCCCAAACGACCUUCGUCAAUCCUCCGCAAAGAGCUAUUGGGAAUAUUUCGUCACAAGUAUCCCUCAGAGCGCCUGCAACCAUCGCGUUCACUUACUAUUUGGCGAUGAAUCUGUUACAGACAUACCUCUUCCACCAGAAACACACGUGUACGGCCCUCAGUCAUCAUACGACCCGUCACAAAGUCGAGAUCUAUCUUCUUUUGGUCCCACAGAGCGCGCUCCUCUCGGCUGGGUUGCAUUGGCCCGCUCCGGUGACAAGGCAUCGGAUGCCAACGUGGGAUUCUUCGUCCGGCAUGAGGCGGACGAUGAGGAGUGGGAGUGGCUGCGCUCAAUACUCACCAUCGACAAGAUCAAAGAGCUUCUUGGACCACAUGAGUACAGCGGUGGUCGGAUCGACCGCUUCGAAAUGAAGAAUAUCAGAGCCGUUCAUUUUCUCUUAAAGGACCAUUUAGACAGGGGAUAUAACUCUGGGAGUAAGCUGGAUACUUUGGCCAAAAAUCUAGCGGAGUACUUGAGAGCCAAGUUUGUUCCCAUCCCGAAGAAGUUCUUAGAAAACGGGCACAUGUAA